AGAAUGGAGAAGAAUUACAAGUUCUGCGAUAUGAGGAGGGGCAGAAAUAUGAGCCGCACUAUGAUUACUUUGUAGACAAGAUUAAUAUUGCUCGAGGUGGACACCGCUUAGCCACCGUACUUAUGUAUCUCACUGAUGUCGAAAAGGGUGGUGAAACUGUCUUUCCUAAAGCAGAGGAAGCACCUCGCCGUAGGUCGAUGACAGUAGAUGACAGCUUGUCUGAAUGUGCAAAGAAGGGCAUACCAGUGAAACCGCGGAAAGGAGAUGCCCUUCUUUUCUAUAGUCUCCAUCCAAAUGCCACUCCUGAUCCUCUUAGCCUCCAUGGUGGGUGCCCUGUCAUUCAAGGUGAGAAAUGGUCAGCAACAAAGUGGAUUCAUGUGAAUUCCUUUGACAAAACUGUGGAUACCGAAGGAAAUUGCAGCGACCGUGAUGAGAAUUGUAAGAGAUGGGCUGCCCUUGGGGAAUGCACCAAGAAUCCAGAGUAUAUGCUUGGAAGUGCAGGCCUUCCAGGAUAUUGUAGGAAGAGCUGCAAAGCCUGUUAACUCAUUAUACUUCUCUCUCCCACUAAAUCUGAAUUUAGAGGCUGACAAUUCUACUACAUACCCGAAUUUUCUCACUAUAUAUGCUCUUUUCUUUUCUUCUUGGCGAAUGGAUGUUUGAGCAUUACAUUGCAUCUUCUACUUGAGUCAUUUUUUCUCUUC
Messenger RNA from Nicotiana tabacum (common tobacco), 701 nucleotides. Lineage: Eukaryota; Viridiplantae; Streptophyta; Magnoliopsida; Solanales; Solanaceae. The record is from RefSeq and is a predicted model, not a curated record.